Messenger RNA from Chironomus riparius, 2440 nucleotides. NCBI's taxonomy places the organism in Eukaryota, Metazoa, Arthropoda, Insecta, Diptera, Chironomidae. The record is from the annotation of a GenBank genome assembly.
AGUCAGUACAAUGAAGACAUUCAAGACAUUAAAACUGAAAAUUCGACAAUUUUCAAUAAAAUAUUUUAUAAUUUUAAUUCCAAUAUUUGGAAUAAUUGCUUUAAUUGCUCUAAGUGCCUUACUAAACCUCACAAGUGACAAAAGUAUCAAAAUAUCAACAAAAAAUGCUCAAAAAAGCUGUCGCGAUUGGAACAAUUAUGAGCAAAUUUACAAAGAAAUGAUCAGAAAAGGACCGGGAGAGAAUGGAACUGCCGUAAUUCUCACAGAUGAUAAUGAACUUGCUCUUAAUAAGAAAUUAUUCUCAGCGACUGGAUUUGGUGUUGUUGUGUCCGACAGAAUUAGCGUCAAUCGGUCAAUUAAAGACACAAGACAUCCAAAUUGUCAGAAGUAUUUGUACCCAGAGGAACUGCCGAAUGUUUCAAUCAUCAUAAUCUUUUACAAUGAAGUCUUUAGCGUCUUGCAGAGGACAUUGCAUUCAAUUGUUAACAGAACUCCACCGGAACUGCUGCAUGAGAUUAUUUUGGUCAAUGACAUGAGUUCUAAUUCUGAACUUUAUGAUCCACUUGAGGAUUAUGUGUUGGACAACUUCCCAAACACGACAAUAAGGAUUAAGAAUCUUCUGGAAAGAAAGGGAUUGAUUGUGACUAGGCUGGAAGGUGCUGAGAUUGCGACUGGAGAGGUUCUUGUAUUUUUUGAUUCUCAUACAGAAGUCAAUGUCAACUGGCUGCCUCCACUUUUGACACCAAUCAAAGCUAACAGAAGGCUGGCUACAAAUCCAACAAUUGAUUACUUUUCACCAGAAACAUUUAAGGUUGAUGGAGCUCCACACUACAGCGAUCGAGGUGCUUUUGACUGGGAACUGAUAUGGCAUCAACUUAGCAGAAAAGUCCCUGAUGGAUACAACAAGCUAAAGCCAUAUCCCAAUCCAAUAAUGCUUGGCUGUGCUUUUGCGAUUGACAGGAAAUUCUUUAUGGAGGAACUUGAUGGAUAUGACAGGGAUUUUAGGAUAUGGAAUGCUGAAAACUAUGAACUAAGCUUUAAACUAUGGCUCUGUGCUGACGGGCUCUAUGAAGUUCCAUGCAGCCGCAUCACACACACAUUCCGGACAUUAAAUCCAUCACGAUCAAAUGUUCCUUACGAUUACUUAGGCAGGAACUUUAAACGACUUGUUGAGGUCUGGUUUGAUGACCACAAAGAUGUUGUUUAUGACAGGAACCGCGAGAGGUACGAUAAAAUUGAUCCUGGAGACUUAAAUCGUCCUAAAUCUGUUCGAGCGAGGCUGAAUUGCAAAAAUUUCAAAUAUUUCUUAGACUAUGUCAUACCUGAGCUUAUCAUGAAGUAUCCAAUUGACAAAAAGGUUCCAGUAUUUGCAUCUGGACAGAUCAAGUCAAUGCUGAAUGUCAGUUACUGCAUGGAUUUUGUAAAAGGACAAAACAAUGAAACAGCAAGGCUGAAAAACUGUAAAGAAGGUGACAUCCCAGAAUCUCAGUAUUUCCGAAUGACUUUUCAUAAAAAUAUAGUUUUUGGACACACUGAACUGUGCCUUGAUGCUUAUAACAUAAACUUUCUAGAAUGUCACUACACGGAAUUUGGAAAUCAAUUCUGGAGGUUCAACUUAAAAAGCAACAUGAUUAAUAAUGGAUCAGAUGACAAUAAAAGCUGCUUAACUGCUGAUUUUGAGGAACACAAACUUUACAUGAAGACCUGCAAUGUCAGUGACAUAAACCAGAAAUGGAAAUUUUCUUAUCAAAAUUCAACAGCAUUAAAUGACUGGGAGAACAUUUAUGGAUAUGAAAAAUAUUUUUAUGCUGGUCAGGAGAUAAAUUGGAAUUCUAUGCUGCCAUUAGAGUAUGAUGAGGAAUGUUCUAUGGAUUAAAAUGUCAAAUAAUCUCAAAAAUUCAAUAAAAAUUCAAAUUUUCUAAUUUUAAGCAAUUUUAUUUUAAAACUUCAACCAUUUCAGUGCUUCUUUGGUAGACUUAAUAAUGAUGUCCAUAGCUAUGUUCAUGAUGAGCAUGUCCAAUACGUUCAACAUGAGCAGUAAAUCCAGUCUUAUCAUCAGCAUGAUACUUGACAACACGUUUAGUUCCAUCAGCUUCAUCCAAUGUGUAUUCACCCUUAACAACAUCUCCAUCACGAUGCUCCCAUUGACUCUUGUGGUCAUGUGUGUGUGGAUCAUUAACUCCAUAUUCGAAUUUGUAUGAUGGAUGAUGAUAAUAAUCCUUGCCUUCAUGAUGAUCGUCAUGAUGAUGAACUGCAACUACUGGAACUGCAUGAUGAACAAUUGGUGCUACAUGAUGAUGAUGAACUUUGACUUCGUAAGCAUGUCCGGCAUCAUGAUAAGCACAAGCAGCUCCGAAAAGUACAAAAACUACGAAAAUUGACUUCAUUUUUGAGACUGAAUUGAUUGUUUGCUGUUGAAUGUUUUAAUUGGAACUGAUGC